Messenger RNA from Epinephelus moara (kelp grouper), 2354 nucleotides. RefSeq names its product C-reactive protein-like. Bases 96 to 773 code for a protein of 225 amino acids. The transcript is spliced from 5 exons. NCBI's taxonomy places the organism in Eukaryota, Metazoa, Chordata, Actinopteri, Perciformes, Serranidae. The record is from RefSeq and is a predicted model, not a curated record.
GAAACACAGACGCAGAGGGAAAUAGGGAAGCAGUGAGUCUACAAAUCUCACAGCAUAUUUGUCUCUGAUCACAGCAUCCAGAAACAGAUCUCAAGAUGAAGUUUUUGCUGCUGUUGGUGAUGCUGACAGCGUGUGAUGCAAGCCCACAAGAUCUGUCGGGUAAAAUGUUUACCUUCCCACAACAAACCAAAACCGCUCGUGUAAGACUAACAGCAUCAAGACAGGAUUUCACUACUUUAACCGUGUGUCACAGGUCCUUUACAGACCUCAAAAGAGACCACACUUUCUUCUCUAUGUCCACACCCGCGACUUCCAAUGCCUUCCUGAUGAUCUGGGAUGACGCAAACAAGGAGAUGGAGCCUCAUAUCUGGGAUAAAAAGGCAGAAUAUGGAGGGCAGGACUACAAGCCGAACAUGUGGCACUCCAUUUGUACCACAUGGGACUCUGCGUCUGGUCUGGUGCAGCUGUGGCUUGAUGGAAAACCUUCGAUGAGGAAAUUUGUCAACUCUGGAACAAGCAUCAGAGGAUCCACUAUAAUCAUGUUAGGACAGGAGCAGGAUUCCCAUGGUGGGGGAUUUGACUUGAUGCAGUCUUUCGUUGGUAUGAUGUCUGACGUCCACAUGUGGGACUACGUCCUCUCCUCCUGUGAGAUUCAGAAGUACAUGGAUGAACUCAACUUCACUCCAGGGAAUGUCCUCAACUGGAGUGCGCUGGAGUACGAGAUCAUCGACAGAGUGCUGUUAGAAGAUAAGCGAAAACUAAUGACCUGUUAGCUUAUGACGAUACCAUCUAUAUUUUAGAGAGUAAUCUACAUCUAAAGUAUAACUAAAGUUCAAUGAAUGUUUGUGAACAUGAGCUACUUUCUCUCAAAGCCAGAAACCAAAGAAGUAAGACAUGUAAUGUCAUGGUAUAAAGUCUGGGGCUGCUCCACAGACAAUGAAUGGGAGACUGAUUUUGUGGACCCAUAGAAUGAGUUUUGUUCUACUGUAUUGUUCUCAGUUCUGAAACAGAAGAUGUACCUUUAUACUCACCUAGAAUAUCCACAACAGCUCCCCCAAAUUAUUAUAUAUGGAGCAGAUCUAGAUUUUAUACCCUAUGACAUCGCAAAUUUGAGUUUUAGCUCUCUAGUUUUUUGAUUUUGGAGUGAGUUGUUCAUCUUUGCUAAUAUUUUUGGACUGUCUUUGACCAACGUACCCUCAUAAAAUGGUUCCUAUGAUGUCCUACAGAAAUGCACACACAGCAGUUCGUAUGAUAUCCUACAAAUUUAGCGCCCAGUGACUGAUGGUACAUCUUUAACGUGCAGUUAUGUAAUAACUCAAAGUUACAGAGGUUAGGUUAAGGCAAGUAAAGUUGCUGUGGUUAGGUUAAGAAUACCGAAUGUAGCUGGUGCUGACAAGAGCAUUGUUUACAUGUUGCCAUGACAACACUGGAAGUCAUAUGUGAGAUCCCUUUAUAAUAGUUGAGUGGUUUUCUUGUGCUGUUCUGGGGGACUUUGUUUGCUGUCGAGCUGGAGUUAUUAUUGUGUUGUCUUUGUUAAAUUCAUGAUAAUAAAUAUGUUUUCUUUGUAAAUCACAUGACCAUGACCCGGAAGUUAAUGCAGAGAGAAAAGACGGGCGGAAACUGAAAGUGACUGAAAUGCCAAGUGUAAACAGUGGACUUUUAUGCUCCCUUCUAUGAUCCUACAGCUGGUCUCCCAGGCGAACACUUUUUCAUGGUGUUCCAUGAUACUUCUACGAGCAAUUAAUGUAAACAUGGACAUCAGUAUGAAGCGUGGACUCUUUCAUGACCAGUGUAGAUACAAUGAAACAUGUUGAGGACAUACCUUAAAAUGUUGCAAAGUUCACUUAAAGUCCCCAGGCUUCCAAAUAUGCGUCUCUUUACAACACCACUCAGGGCUGCUUCCUUGUUUACUCCUGUCAUCACAAUGAUUGCAGCCACUGAAAGUUUCACUUUUCUAAGAUGGAAACAGGAACUGCGAGAGUCCAAUGGAUUUAGGGACCACAAUGUGACAUUCAGCAGUGUUUUACAACAUGCAGUUAUUAAUUAAAUGUCAGUCUACAGUCUGUGUAUGCAUUGAUUAUGCUCACUAACAUUAUUUCUGACAUAUUUUCAUUUCCCUAUAGCUUGGAAUAAAAAGUGCAUCAAAUCACAUUAUUGUGAUAAUCAGACACAGAAUCAUCCCUCUACAUCUAAGCCUGUGGAUCUGACAGCUUGAUUUUUUUUAAGGUCAUGCCCCCUACUGGACAAACUUUGAUGAAUGCACCUUUAAUUGAGAUUUGAUCUUUCUAUGAAUUGCACUGAUCUUGGCAUCUGUCUGCAUUUUUCUGACACUGAAAUAAACAAUGUCUUGAUUC